AAGAAAAUAGCGUGGAAAGAGAGUGGUAAGCAAAUCAGGAACCCUAACUUGAAGUUGGAAGAGGAAGAAGAAGAAAAAAUGUCUGGUGUGAAGAGAGCACUGAGGCAGUUUACGUUCGGGAGCGGCAAGACCGCCGGCCGCAACUCGUCGGGGCGCAUAACGUCGUUUCACAGAGGCGGCGGAGCUAAGCGGCUGCAACGAACCGUAGAUCUCAAAAGGAACACCACUUCUUCCCUGGGUGUCGUCGAACGGAUCGAGUACGAUCCUAACCGUUCUUCCGACAUCGCACUCGUUCGCUGGCUACAAGGCGUCCACCACCGCCCACGUGGCGCCGGCGCCGGCGUCGGCGCUGCGGCCUGCUCGUCCAAGGUCCUAGCCCUCAAUCCCGCCGUCACUAACAGUGACAGCAUUCGUGGCGUGUUCGCGCUCAAUUCGAUGUUGCCGCGCGUUGGAACUUCCACUAGAGAGGUUUUCCUGUCUGCGUUCUCGUCCAAGGCCAAGGGACGGGAUACGAAAUCGGAAUUGGAAUCGGUUUCUUCGAUCGGAUUGCCGCGGAUGGCGGUUGCCGCCUCGAGAGCUCCGUUCUUCGCGCCACGCGUGAAAGGGGAGGAUACGUUGGAGGUUCGGAAUUGGAGAAGGAAUAGCGACGCUUGGGCGCAUAGGAACAAGCGUAGAGUGGCGGUCUCGUGGCAGAGCAUCGCGCGUUGAGUUGAUGCUAUUUUGAAUUGUAAAAACUAAACUUCUGGCUCUCUGCCUUUAAUUUUGUGUUUGGCUGUUGAAUUGUUGGUUGGGAUUGUGCUUCUCUGAAUGUUGAGGCGUAAGGCUUGAAUUGGUGAGUAGUGUUCAGUUUGUUUGCUCUUGCCCUGAUUGGUAUCGCAAGUGAAAGCGAGAGAGGGAUAGGAACGGAAUGGUUAGUUUUGUUUUUCUGAACUGGAAAUAAUCAGUAUCUUUGAACAGAAAUUAAGACCAGUAGCUGCAAUUUUAUUGCUGUACGUAAUAUUAUGAAAUUUGAAGUGCAGAA
Vigna umbellata (rice bean) is the source of this 1021-nucleotide messenger RNA. RefSeq names its product Nucleic acid-binding, OB-fold-like protein. Gene Ontology annotation, molecular function: RNA binding; structural constituent of ribosome. NCBI's taxonomy places the organism in Eukaryota, Viridiplantae, Streptophyta, Magnoliopsida, Fabales, Fabaceae. The record is from RefSeq and is a predicted model, not a curated record. Gene Ontology annotation, biological process: mitochondrial translation. Gene Ontology annotation, cellular component: ribosome; mitochondrial large ribosomal subunit.